UACGUGAACGAUUUUGAUUCGAGCUCCCGGAGAACGAUAUUUAGAAUUCGUUCCUGGCGUUUGUUCUCUAAUUGUAGCUAGCGUAAUUAGUGUUAACUAGAAUAAUCCAGGGACUGACGCAAGUUUAGCUGCAUUUGUAAACGAUGGCCUCGAAAGUAACAUUCAAAAUUACGCUGACUUCGGAUCCGAAGCUCCCCUUCAAAGUGCUCAGCGUGCCGGAAACGACUCCGUUCACCGCCGUCCUCAAGUUCGCCGCCGAAGAGUUCCGGGUGCCGUCGGAAACGUCCGCCAUCAUCACGGACGACGGCAUCGGGAUCAACCCGCAGCAGACCGCCGGCAACGUGUUCCUGAAGCACGGCUCCGAGCUGCGACUGAUUCCCCGAGAUCGCGUGGGAUGCUAACUUAGGGAGACUUUCUUUAAUUCCAAUCUAUUUUCGCUGUUAACAGUUCUGUAUUUGAGUGAUGUUUUAUGUUCUAUUCUAUAAUAUAUUGCAAUUUGCUUUCGUGUAA
Messenger RNA from Culex pipiens pallens (northern house mosquito), 510 nucleotides. RefSeq names its product ubiquitin-fold modifier 1 (gene Ufm1). Bases 144 to 401 code for a protein of 85 amino acids. The transcript is spliced from 3 exons. Gene Ontology annotation, biological process: protein K69-linked ufmylation. NCBI's taxonomy places the organism in Eukaryota, Metazoa, Arthropoda, Insecta, Diptera, Culicidae. Gene Ontology annotation, cellular component: cytoplasm; nucleus. The record is from RefSeq and is a predicted model, not a curated record.